GUCAUAGCCCCUCGCCGGUACCGCACUCUUUACCUCCGCGCAUCCUUCGUGGUUUUCUGCUUAAAAUAUCGAUUUUUCUCCGGUUUCAGAAGUUUUAAAGACACCUGGUGUUCGUGUGAGCAGAAUGGGUCCCGUAGAGCUCCUCCACAUGUCCGUCUUCUCCCAGAGCUUUUCUCCCUGCGGACGAUUCCUGGCAGCUGGAAACAACUAUGGAGAGAUCGCCCUGUUCAGCCUGUCUGCAGCUUUGAGUCCAGACGCCACGGCUCGCAGUCAGAAACCCGUCCUGACAUUCACAGCUCACGAGGGUCCGGUGUUCUCGCUGCUCUCCAACGACAGUCGCCUCCUCAGCGCCGGGAACGGAGAGAUCAGCUGCUGGAGCUGGAGCGAGCUCAUCAAGAAGAAUGUCAAACCUCUGUGGACGAAAAGACCAAACUACAAAUCGAGUCUGGAGAUCCCAGAGAUCAACGCCAUGACCCUCAACCCCAGAGACAACAGUCUGGUGCUCGGAGGAGGCGACAACAACGUCCAUAUCCUGGACCUGGAGCACGGAGUCUUUAAGGCUGUCCUGCAGGGACACUCUGACUACGUCCACUGUGUGAGCGUGCGGGACCGGGAGGCGGAGCUCCUGUCUGGGGGGGAGGACGGAGCUGUGAGGAUGUGGGACAGCAGGACGGGUCAGUGUGUCCACUGCAUCGAGGUCUACAAGUAUGAGAGUUGUGCUCGUCCUCAGUUUGGAAAAUGGAUCAGCUGUUUGACCACCGACUCUGACUGGAUGCUGUGCGGCGGCGGUCCGUCUCUGUCUCUUUGGCAUCUCCGCUCGCUGUCCCCCACAUCUGUCUUCCCUCUGACAGGCUGCCAGAGACAGGCCACCUUCUACCAGGACAUGAUCCUGGCGGUGGGGGAGGGUCCGGCCGUGUCUCACUGUCUCCUGGGCGGCGAGGUCAAAGCUCAGAUCCCGUGCACGCCACAGAGCCUCAACACGCUGCAGCUCAACACCAACAGCACGGAGCACAGGGUGCUGACUGUGGGAGGCAGCAGCGACCGCAUCGAUGUGUUCACCAACCUGUCCUACAGAUCCUUCUCACUCAGCUUCUGACACUCCAUCAGGAACCUGGCACGGUUUUUAUUGUUAGAAUCUCACUUCAACUGUAGAAUCAUUUAGUCUGAAGAUAAUAAAAUAUUUUUGUCUCGUUUCAUAAAAA
Centropristis striata (black sea bass) is the source of this 1202-nucleotide messenger RNA. It is a transcript of the gene thoc6, whose product is annotated as THO complex 6. The coding region runs from base 125 to 1096 and encodes 323 amino acids. NCBI's taxonomy places the organism in Eukaryota, Metazoa, Chordata, Actinopteri, Perciformes, Serranidae. The transcript has 13 exons. Gene Ontology annotation, biological process: mRNA export from nucleus. Gene Ontology annotation, cellular component: THO complex; transcription export complex. Gene Ontology annotation, molecular function: protein binding. The record is from RefSeq and is a predicted model, not a curated record.